AUGUCCGCGACUGAUAACGAGGAAGAAAAGAAGAAAGAAAAAGACGAAGUGGACGAACUCGUCGAGUUUUUGUCGGACAAGCGUUCGGAUGUGAGAAAAGAAGCCGCCACCAUCGUCGCCGGCUUAACCGGCACGGACGAUGGCUUACAAACCUUGACUGAUAAAAGAGAAACUUUAAUCUCUCAUUUGCUUCAUUUGUUAGGGAAAGAUCCCCCGGAAUCUACCCCAUCCGCUCAGGCGCUGAUCAACUUGACCGGACACUCCUUGGAAGUCGUCUCGUUGGCGGUGAACAAAGGUGCCGUAGAAAGAUGCAUAGAUUUUAUUAAAGAUGGCGAGUGCGCACCCGUGGAUUUACUCCUGUCGCUCUUAGCCAACAUAACGAAAGCAGAAGGUGGUGUACACGUUCUUUCUCAAGAAGGUAAACCACUGGAAGGAUUUUACAUCCAAAGACUCGUGCAGUUGUUAGUCAGCGGGAAGCCUCAAGAGACGUACGCGCAAGCGGCGAGCGUUUUAUGCAACGUCUCCAGGCAUCCCAUAGGAAGAAAAGUGAUUCUCGAUCGAAAAGGGUCCAUAGUCAAUCUAGUUACUCCGAUGUUAGCAUCCACGUGCGAUAUUAGAAGAGAGCGUAUCGCGGCGACCAUACAAAACUUGUGUUGCGACUCGGAAUCUAGAAAAAAACUCUUAGCGUUGGACUCGGAAGAAACGCCUAUUGUGAAAGCACUUCUUCGACCAAUAAGUGGUGCCAAAGUGAAUAAAGAACUUUCCGAUAACGUUAGGCGCGGCUGUGCGGGUGCAAUUUUACUAUUAGCUAAAGAGGCGGAGGGAAGAGAGAUCAUGAAGAAGCUCGAUGCUCCCGUUUUGUUGAAGCAAGGUUAUGAGCUGGAAGAAGAAUCGGACGUUUGUGACGCGUUGGAACAGACCGGGGACGUGUUCUUAAAACACGGGAUGGUCCCGGACGAUAUGGUUCCAAAAGACGUAUCCGCUGAGGUCAUUCCUGAAGGAGAAGAAGGAGAAGAAGAAGAAUUACCGCCGCUCAUAAUGGGUUUGAAAAAUUCAAGUUUGAAUCAAGUCGAUUGA
This is a messenger RNA of Bathycoccus prasinos, 1077 nucleotides long. RefSeq lists its product with no specific name. The record is from RefSeq and is a predicted model, not a curated record. The coding region runs from base 1 to 1077 and encodes 358 amino acids. The transcript has a single exon. NCBI's taxonomy places the organism in Eukaryota, Viridiplantae, Chlorophyta, Mamiellophyceae, Mamiellales, Bathycoccaceae.